Paramuricea clavata is the source of this 10163-nucleotide messenger RNA. The record is from the annotation of a GenBank genome assembly. Lineage: Eukaryota; Metazoa; Cnidaria; Anthozoa; Malacalcyonacea; Plexauridae.
GUAAUCUGUCACGCCAGGCUAAUAUUUCACUGGGUUAAAAAAGUGUUUAUCCAAACAUAGUAACCCGAUGAAGCGAGACGCUGCCAAUGUGCUCAACAGCAAAUGGCUCAAAAUACGGACAGUCGUUCACGAAAAACAGAUCUAGUUAUAACAAGCGAAUAUUUGCGACUUCGCUUGUAUUUCGAGCAGCCUCCGUUGAUAAAAGACAGGCGCUACCAUGCGCGUUUGUAUCAAAAAUGUUUCAUCGGCCGAGAGGUCGUUGACUGGCUUAUUGAACAUUUGGAAGCAAGCGACCGAAUUAUGGCAGUGAAAUGCGUGAGAGCUUUGCAAGAUAUUGGGUUAAUACAUCACGGUAUGAAAUGCUAUAUUCUAUAUGUAUACCUUGGCUUGUGGUGCAUAUAUAACGUGCAUUCGACUCAACUCAGUGAACUGUGCCCAAAUUUGCACGGUUUUGCCUUCCGUGUUUAGACCUGGUUUAGACAGGACAGACGAAUUUUAGCACAGGUUCCGGACGAGUUACAUACAGGCCCAAAUUCGUCUUUGCUCGCGUAUUUUAUAUGCCAAGUAAGGCUAAUAUUAGCCAAUAGACGUACACACAUUUUUACACCAAAUCGGUUGUUGGCAUGUUUAAUAUGCCGGUUUUGGCCGAAUUCAGAAUUUAUGAUAACUCACAUGCCUAGUUACCACUGUUCUCAUAAUGUAAGCAAAGAAUGAAGCCAAUGUUAUACCAUGCAUUCAAAAUAUAUGUGCGAGUAAAUUGUGUAGCAAGGGGUAUGGAUAAUAAGUCCAUGGUUAGCCUACUUGGGUUAUUAUAGUAUAGUAUAAUAUGAAUUUUAUCCGUAAAAAGCCGGGUCUAGGCAAUGCAGUGCAGUUCCGGUUCUGAACAAUAAUGCAUCCGCAUGUAAUUUUAAUAAUAGACUCGGGGGAUAGACAAUAGACUUGUCAUGCAGUUAACCCGUUUUCUAGUCGUUGCUGUCUAGUUUACUCGCAAAUAUAAUUUAAGUUCUUGAAUACCUUUGUUCCAUUCCUUGCUUACAUUAUCAGAACAGUCAGUGGUAACUGGGUAUGCGAGUUUAUUAAAAUGUGAAUUGUAUGGCAAAUGCCGCAGGACAUAAAUUUAUUAAAAUACACUCUGUUUUAAUAUACUCUGUUGUGGCUUAGUCGGCUAGUGAAAAGGCAACAAACUAGUUCAAUUAUAUAGUAAACUUCGUGUUCUCCUUGCAAAAUUUUCAAGCACAUAGUAAUGCCAAUAUAGUUUGUGUCAAUAAUAGAGGAUUUCAAAUAUUUGCGGUUGGCUUACUGUAUUUUGUGCAGCAAAAUGAUGUGGUCAACAGAAAGCUAUCCGAAAGUGAGAAAAUAAUGUUAGCUACAUGUAGUAGUAGGCAUGUAUAUGUGGUGAUUAGAAUUGAUUUACUUGCUUCUUGACCGCCAUUAGCUGGCUUGUAAUCUUACUGAAAUCAAGUUAGCGUCGCGUGCAUAUUGUCACGUUGUACACGAGUACAGUUCUCGUGCGGGAGAUUUUACUGUAAGACAUGCGAUAUUCUAUAAAUUUACUUAAAGUCCAUUUUCUGGCGUUUUGCCAGUAUAGAGUAUCAAAGUUCGAAAAUUGGCCGGUUCGUUUCCCGAUUUGUUCACACAGGUAAUCGUAGUCGAAUUUGUCCGAGCCUUGGUUUCGAUAUAUUAAACAGGCAUUGGCUCUAAAGUAAGCCAAACCUUAUACAUGUAGCCACGGUUUGUGGCUAUAAAAUACGCUUGUUUUUGGCAUAGUGGGGUAUGCCUUAUAGCCUCGGUUUAUGGAUGACAGUAAACACUUUUGUGAGAAAAUCGUUCAUGAUAACCGCUUGUAAAGGUUUGACCGAAGUUUCCAAUGGAUAUUUUGGCCUUUAUUUGCCAAUAUUUCAGAAUUCCGGGUGAUCGAUUUUUGAAAAAUGGUCAUGGAAAAGCCAUAAAAUUAUUAUACAUGGGACGAGGUAUUACGGACUCUAGCUGCAUGAAGACAUUUAAAAGAGAUUUUCUGUUUUGUCUUUGCAAAGCCAAGAGGUGAAGAGGGCAAAGGUGUGACAUGCUUAUCGAAUUAGAUACUUCUAUUGUUUGAGUUUUGAUAGACAAAAUAUACGGACAAAUGCAGGUAUAAAUCGUAUAAUGAAUAGCCGAAUUCAUAUUAGGGACGGGAAACUCGUCUGUGAAAACCCGUCUGAAUAUGAAUUUAGGGACGGAUAAAUUCGAAUUUAAGACGAGUUUCCCGUCUAGAUGGGACCCGUCUAACUUUCCCGUCUGUUUAGACGGGUAAGUUAGACGGGAAAGUUCGGACGGGAAACUCGUCUGCCCCCGGAUUCAUAUUAGACGAGUUUCCCGUCUAAGACGAGUUUCCCGUCCUUAAUAUGAAUUCGGCUAAUAUCUUCUACUCGAAAGAAUGCGGAGAUAGCGGGGUAGUUGUAUUGCAAAGCCAAAUGAUUUUUAAAAUGGCCGUUAUCGUAAACAAAUAAAACGAAUAAUAUGCGCGUCGGAACUGUGAAAACAUUAUCAACCAGAAUAAAAAUCAAAAUCAUGUAGAAUAGAAUUUUCAACAGCACAUGCAGAGGCGCUAUUUGCACAAUCAAGUAAUCCAAUUUAAUUAAGGAUGUAAACGAAAGGAGAUACCCAGGUCAAUCUAAAUUAGAAAAUUAUUUCAUCACUUUAAGUGACAAGCUGCCAAAUUACAAUUAAAAUAGCUACGAUAAAAGAAAUACAAUACAAAACAUGCGAGGAAUCCUAUUAGGUGGUAUUAUGCAAUAAGUCAUGGUUAUAUCACUAUAUUUUAAGGUAGUAAUAUAACUACUCAGCACAGGCAUUUUCACAUUGGUACUACCCACACUGGUCCAGACAGUUUUGGUACUGUGUAAUACUAUGAUAAUAACUUGCCAUCUAUAUUGCAAUAAUGGCGUAAAACAUGUUGGAACCUGCUCAAGAAUUCUGCCCUGCAUGUGACCAUGAUUCGCGUGGCCGCCAACGAACCUACUGUGGUAUUGCUGACAUGUUAGAGACGGCUCUAAAUGUUUCUUUUUGAAAAAGGAUACGUAUUGUCUUGUAGAUAGAAAUUGGUCAUCAGAGGUCAUAUGCAUUAAUUACUACAGACUAAAGAACAAUAGAAAAUACAAACUAUUUAUGAGGGAGUUCGUAAGCAUUAAGUUCACUAUAAAAUUUCUGAUAAAGUUUUGACUUAAAAAUAUCAAGGUUUAUUAAAUUAACUAAUUAUUGAUUUAUUAAAUUAACUAAUUUUGCAUUGAAGCACUGAAUUAUAAUGGUACAUACAAUACAAUUAUGCCCGCCCCCUCGUUAUUUAGCAUAUAAAACGUUUUAAAACUUGUUACAAGAGGCGUGGGAAGCUAUAUCUUUCAAACUACACAAGCAAAGACAUUUGCUUGAUUUUUUUUUCUGCGUUGGUGUAAUGUACUCAGGUGAAUAUGAUGUUUGUGAUGUUACUCUGAGUGUAUAUCCACACCGGACAAGCUUGAAAAAUAUGCCUGGCCUGGUCAAGUAUAAUUUAAACACCUGACAAUUCGAUAGGUGAAUAAUUUGACAGAUUUAAAAAUCUGUAUUCAUAAAUAUUCAGGCUUCAAAAUUGGUUUAUGAAUAGUUUUCGGACCAGUGGCGUCCACGUCAGCUUUUGGGUGUGUUGCUCAGGAAAAUAAAUACUGAUACUUUCCAAAAGUCAAAGUCAACCAAAAUUUCAUCGAUUUUUUCCUGACCUACGAUCAUCAGUUCCAUUUACUUUCAUAUUAAUCUGUUUGAUAGUUUUGUGAGUUAUCUUACUGACAUACAAACGCAUGAACCAAACUGGAAAAUAUGGCACGAGAACAAUGCAUCUAUUUUGAAAAUAUGGCGUGGGAAUAAAGCCGAAAAAUCAAAGGGAACAAGCUGGAGAACACGGCGGAAUCUUUAGGGGGAACAAAGGGAAAAUUCAAAAGGAACAGUCCUGCAAGGACCCUCCCUGGGAGACUCUCAUGACUUCUUGGCAAGAAAAUUCUCCUUCCUUUAAAACAAAAUUACAACAAUUCUUCAUUCCUUAUUAGUAUGUGAUGACCAUGUAUUUAAAGACCAGAUGCUGUUCUACAGAUUUCGUCGAGAUGAUGGUAGUGGUGGUUUUGAUAAGGAAAUACAACUUAUAUUUCAAGCCAUUGACCUUUAUAACAGGUAGACUCUGGAAUUUUUGUAUAAACAAGAUGAAUAAAUUACAACUGUUUCAUAAUGUUUCUGACUGGCUCUUCUUCAUCUUCCAUACCAUCUCAACCUUGCUUCUCUAACCUUCUCAGCAAUGUCUACCAACAAUGUCUCUAACCAACUCUCCUUCAUCUCUUCUUAUUACAUGUCUAUACCAUCUCAACCUUCCUUCCCUGCAAUGUCUACCACCCCACAUCUUCUGAUCUCUUCAUUCAUAAUGUUUCUGACAAGCUCUCCUUCAUCUCUUCUUAUUACGAGUCCAUAACAUCUCGACCUUCCUUCCAUCACCUUCACUGCGAUGUCUACCACCCCACAUCUUCUGAUCUCUUCAUUCCAUAAUGUUUCUGACCAACUCUCCUUCAUCUCUUCUUAUUACGUAUCCAUACCAUCUCAACCUUUCUUUCCUCACCUUCUCUGCAAUGUCUACCACAACACAUUUACUUUUUAUGUCUUCAUUCCAUAAUGUCUCUGACCAGCUCUCCUUCAUCUCUUCGUAUUACAUUUAUGUCUUCAUUCCAUAAUGUCUCUGACCAGCUCUCCUUCAUCUCUUCGUAUUACAUGUUCAUACCAUCUGCUUCCUUCACCUUUUCUGCAAUGUCUACCACUUCACAUCAUCUUUUGAUCUCUUCAUUCAAUAAUGUCUGUGACAAGGUCUUCUUUCAUCUCUUCUUAUUGCAUCUUCAUACGAUCUCAACAUUGUUUACCUCACCUUCUCUGCAAUGCCUUUCACUCCACGUCUACUUUUGUUCUCUCCAUUCCAUAAUGUCUCUGAUCAGCUCUCCUUCAUCUCUUCUUAUUGCAUGUUCAUACCAUCUCAACCUUGUUUCCCUCACCUUCCCGGCAAUGCCUUCCACUUCGAUCCACAUCUACUUUUGUUCUCUUCAUUCCAUAAUGUCUCUGAUCAGCUCUCCUUCAUCUCUUCUUAUUGCAUGUUCAUACCAUCUCAACCUUGUUUCCCUCACCUUCUCUGAAUGUCUACCACUCCACGUCUUCUGGUGUCCUUAUUCCUCUCAUGUUGUCCUUCAGCGAAACGCAGAGAAAGAUUUCUAACGUUUAGUAAUUUUUUUUAAAGAAUUUUAGCAGAUCAAAAGAAGUUCGUAGUAUUACAAGAUAUUCAGUACAACGAUCAAGUUUUCAAAACGUGUUUCCUCGCGCGUCGCUUCGUUGACUGGUUGGUUGUAAAUGCUGAGAUUCAGUCACGUGAUGAAGGUGUGGAAAUCGGUAAAGCGUUUCUUCGGACUGGUGUUAUUAAACAAUGUAAGUGAGCGUUGAAAAAAUAUUACCCUAAAUAAACUAAAAACUUGCUUAUUCUGGAUAGCUAGCUGAUUUUAUUUAGUAUACUGGAUCAGUUAUAAAGUCUUUUCCCUGGAGGACCAGUAAGUACAUAUCCCUUAUUGAUCCAGUGUUACUGCAGGAAAAAACCUUAACAAAACUAACUUUAUUUAUACUGGAUAGCUCUAUCGGUUCUAAACUGUUUUCAUUUCUAAGCAGUUUUCGUAUCCCUUGUUGCUCCAGUGUUAUAACAGGAAGAAACCUUAAUAACUUUAUUUAUACUAGACAGCUCUGUAAGUUCUAAACUGUUUUCCCUAGAAAUCCAGUAAGAGCAAUCCCUUAUUGCUCCAAUGUCACUUAACUUUAUUGACUUUAUUUAUACAGGAUAGCUCUAACAGUUCUAAACUGUUCUCCCUAGAUAGCUAGACAUCCAGUAAGAGCUAUCCCUUAUUGUUCCAGUGUUGCUACAGGAGGAAACCUGAACUUAACAAAUUUAUUCAUACUGGAUAGCUGUUCUCCUUAAAAAUGCAGUAAGAACAAUUCUAUAUUAAUCUUAAGUUUGUUCACAAUAAAUACAAUAAGAAAACCGUUCCUUAUUUACAAAAUAUACAUUUACUAGUAUCGCCUGGCCCCAGUUUCCAAGAUGAUAAUCUCUACUAUCAGUUUACCGUCGAAGAUAUGAAAAGUUGUAAACUAAUGAACGUGGUCAACACAAGCGACUCUGACAACAACAACAACAACAAUAACAAUAACAACAACAAUAAAAAUAACAAACAAAGUACCGCAUCAACCCAGAAUGAUGCAACACAGAAAAGAAACAUUGUUCGAUUUUAUGACGAUAUGGCCAAGUUUCAGAUAAACAAGUCAAAAGGUUUGUGUUCGAUUGAAGCAAGUUUUGUUAAAAUAUUGUAGCCCAAACAGCUAUUUUAAAAAGAGCCAUAAAAACAUUAGUUUUAUGUGGAAGUUAUUUAAGCUUACGUUUCGUUGCGUCUUGGAAUAUUUUAAGGUACUAACAUGUGAUACAUAAUAAACGAGAGAGCGUUUAUUAAACUGGCGUAUAAAAUCUUAAAGAUAAAUUUAAGGCGAUAGUUUAGGACAACGAUAGGGAUAACUAAAUUUAUAUAAUAGAUAGUUCUAUCACUGCCAAAUAGUUAUUCAGAAGUCCAGUAGGAGCCAUUCUUCGCAACAGGAGGAAACCUAAACUACACUAACUUUAUUUAUACUGGGAUUUCAUAGCUCUAUCAGUUCUAAACAAUUCUCCCUAGAGGCCAAGUAAGGAGCCCUUAUUCGUCCGGUGUUGCUACAAAAGAAGUACCCAGUGAAAAUAUGCGGUGUUUCGUGGGGUCUAUAUUAAGAAUUUUUCAAUAGUGCACACGCACACUUCAGAGAAAAGGUAUGCCAUUUAAGGAAAUUUAGAAGUCCUCACUCAUUUUCACCGGUGGUGGAAGAAUUGUGACCAUAUUUUACGCAUGUGCAGGGAUCCUCCUUUUGGAAAUUUGGAAAUCUGAAACUAGGGCGUCAAUCUAUCUCGAAAAGGGCGGACUCCAAACUAGGAAGGUCCGGAGGUAUCCUACCCGAAAUCUUUUUCUAAAUUUUGUUACACUGAAAUGGCAUUCCCAGCGUUGUGGAGGCACUUAUAAAGUUAUAUUACAAUGUGCAUGAUCUUAAAUCCAUGUUUAACCAUGUGAGAAAUCCGCUAAGAACCAACAUGUCCUAGCCUGUGAACAGACGUUACUCUCGACGAAGCCUAACAUGUCCUCACCCUUAUUUUAAUGCUAAUAAUCUGUUAAAUUAACCAUUUGCCUUAUUUUGAUGAUAAUCAUCUAUGUAAGGGAAACUCAGUUAAAACGCAAUUAUUUUUAAGUAUUUACAAUUUUACAUAAUAUAUUUGCUCCCAGCGACUACAAAAAGAUCAUACGUUGUACUUCUUCUUAUUAAAUGUCCUCCUUUCAAUCACAAUUUUUGAUGAACAGCAUACCAUGCAUUAGGUUUUUAGAUAACCAAAAAACAAAAUUUCAUUAAACGUGUCAAAAAGUAGGGGGGAUAAUUAGAUAUUCGUCCCCCCCCACUCCAAAAACUGGGGAGACGCGUACCCCCCAUCCCCCCCCCAGGAUUGACGCCCAUGAUCUGAAAUUCCGUUUCCUCCAUUUUGGGGAUAUUUUAAUAAAAAUUCCAAAGGUAGCAAAUCUCAAUUUUGAAAAGUUUCUUAUGUAACUUCUGUCUGGAUAUCCUCCUAAUCUGCAGUAUUUUAUAAAUCUAUACGGCUUUGUAUAAAUAUCAAGCCCCAUUCAAUCAUUCAUUUCGGCCGAACACAGCCUUCUAGCUAAGACUGUGCCGUAAAAUGUGGUUUGUGCCGUAAAAUGUGGUUUGUGCCUUUGUUCGCCGUUGCUAUAGCACUGUCUUGUAAUACGAAGUUGAAACUGAAAAUUUCAAUUUUUCACACUUUGACAUUCAACAAUUGCACAUUUUUCAGUCGAUACUAGACAAAAUGUGCAACUGCAAUACUGCACACUAGAAUAGGCUCUGCUGUUUAGAAUAAUUCUUCAGACAAGCGAUGAAAUUUAAGUAUACCAAUCUUAAUUCUUUCCCAAGAGAUGAACAGACGACGUUACUCAAGUUUUGAAACACCGCCAAAUACUCCACCAUCACAUAUGGACAAUAAUCCAAUUUCUCCCAGACCAGGUAUUAAAUAUAAGCCAUUUGUAAUUCAUCUACUUUUUAAACUUCAACAGUAUUUCAGGUAAUUCGGCGUCAUCGUCAGGACUGAACUACAGUAGUUCAAGUCUUACUGAACUGAUGGGAUGAGAUGGGACUAAGGAUUGUUGGAGUUCAAUGCAUGAAUACAAAUGUACUCCUUUUUGUUCUAACUGAUAGCUUCAGGUUACUAAAACCAUGCUUUAUGGACUCAUCUUAAAGACUAAAUAAACAUUAAGUCUUACGUUUGUACCAGAGCUCAAGUACGUGGCAAUAAUCCUUGCAGUACCAGUGAAAUACACACUGCUUAAAAUCUUGAGUUAUCACAACCUGUUUUUGCUCUAUUAUAUAUCUCUGUAGUAUGAUACCUAUUUCAGGUAUAAAUAGUAAAUGGUUUCUUAUGACUAGUUGAGAUUGAAAAAAGUAUAAUUCCUCAAAAUAUAUUCUAGUCGUUCUUAGAAACGUAUCAGUCGAAGAACUGGAGGACAAAAGAAAUCCGUACGUCAUGACAAAAAUAUCUGUAAGUUGCAGUUGUUUCUGGGACCUUUUCCUUCUCAUAUUUACUAUCACUGGCCACCGUGAACGUAUGCGUAUUUGGCUCAGUGAUAUAGUCUGUAUAAAACCAAUCAGCCAAUUUUUUGGUCGAGAGUUGCAUGGGUGUUCACUGGAUAUUAGAGCGUUUAACCAAUUGAGCACCAACGCUCUCGAUGUCUGGCGAUAGACAGAGUAAAAUAAUAAUAAAGUAGGGCGUAUUGUGGCACGACACAUGGACAGAUAGUGUGAUUGAUCCAUUGAGUGCCAGCGCUCUCUCCUUGACGAAUAAAAACGUCUGGCACUCGAAAUGAGUAAAAUAGUCAAGUACUGCGCAUCAGGCCGCAAUCCGACUUAAUGGUUUAAGAUCUACGACGCGCCAUCGCAAUAAAGAAAUUCUUGAUGAAAGACAAAAAAUAUGAAUAAGUCGAAUAAUUUGUGGUCCCAGGAUCUCCUCAACAGCGUUGUCAUUCUCAGUACAAGCAAGCAUUUUCACUGCUUUGGGGCAACAUGAAAGCUUGUUGCGACGUUGGUGCUGUUACAUAGGGUCAGCCUUUUAGCAGACACUCCAUCAUUUCUCCUCAACUUAGCAAUUUAUUUAUAAUGUUAUUUUAAGCAUUUAUUGCAGCAAUCAUAUUCCUUGGCGCUCAUUCUUCAGCUAAAACUGAGACCACGUUGUCCAGUUUGCCUUGUCGUAGAUUUUUUAAAACUCUCAUUGAUUCUCAUAUUUCGAGCGAUAGACACAGUAUGUUAUUUAUAUUUUGAUUAUUUUCUGCCUUGUAGGUAUUAAGAGAUGCUGUCGGUUAUGGAUUUGUUGUUCGUGGCACUACGCCUGUAUAUGUUCAGACUGUUGAUCCAGACGGCCCUGCCGCAGCUGCCGGUGUGAAGGUCUGUACCUUUAACCUUUGUUUUCAUUUAGUCUUAAUUCCUGAUGUUGAUGUUGUUGUUGUUGUUGUCGUUGUCGUUGUCGUUGUCGUCGUCGUCGUUGUCGUUGUCGUUGUCGUUGUUGUUGUUGUUGUUAACAGUUCUUCUUGUUGUCGUUAUUGUUGACGUCGACGUAUUGAUUUAUUCACUUAUUUAUUUAUUAUAGUAAUGUAACCAAUGUUGUUGUUGUUUGUCUGUUUAUUUAUUUAUAUAGAUAAGACAGUAUAUUUACUCAGUGAAUGGCAAACACGUGCUAAGAUGGUCCCAUCAUCAAGUUGCAGAAGAAAUUUUGAAUUCACCAAACGUGGUUGAGCUGGUGGUUAUGAAUCAUUUCAGAGGUUCUUAGAAAAUUUCUAUUUUCUGUCUUGUCUUGAUUUCUGGGAAAGUAUUUUAAUUAAUUCGCGUUUGGCUGAAUUCGGAACGGUUCUCAAAUUUGAAUGUAUACCUUUCGCUUUCACACAGAACGCAAUUCCGUGUGAAAAAUGAAACCGGACAAGUUUGCAUACAUACGAUUCCGAAUUUGGGACGCUGGAACAACCAGG